CUUUCAAGUUUACUGAUAAAACUAACAAACCACAACAAAUUUCAAAGACUUUUGUCUCAAAACAUUCAAUUGGUGGAAACUGCCAUGAAAACUGGACUCUGUUAAGGCUACUGCCAUUGAUGAUGGGUCACAGAGUACCAGAAGGAGACAAAACUUGGCAAAUCUUACUAGAUCUGAAAGAUAUUGUUGAGCUCCUAGCUACUGGACAAUUUUCUGAUGAGACAUUGUGCUACUUGGAGUCCAAAAUCUCAGAACACAGGUGCUUGCUCAAAGAGUGUUUCCCAGAUUUCCAUAUUCUCCCCAAACAUCACUUCUUGGAACACUAUCCUGAGAUGAUUCGUCGAUUUGGGCCUCUGACAGAUUUUUGGACUAUUCGCUUUGAGGCAAAGCACAAAUUCUUUAAGAGAGUUGUACAUGAUAGUAAAAACUUCAAGAAUGUCUUGCUCACUCAGGCAAAAAAGCAUCAGCUUGCUUUGGCUUACUUCUUGGAUUUGCCAAGUGUUUUCAAACCUGAUCUAGAGGUAGGACGUGUUGCUGUCGUUUCACCUGACACACUUGAACAUUCAGUGAGGCAGGCCAUUGAGCAUAAAUAUGGAAACUUAAACACUGUACUUCUUUCAACCCAUGCAUGCAUCUAUGGUACCAAGUACUCGGAGGGAAUGUUUUUGUCUGUAGGGCACACCAGUGGACUGCCUGACUUUGGCAAAAUUGUUAAAAUGAUAAUUGUGAACAACAAAGUGUCAUUCAUCCUCAAGCCCUUCAAAGCCUGGUACAUAGAGCAUUUACGAAGUUAUGAGCUAACGAGUUGUUGCACUUCUGAACUACAGAUUGUUGAACACCAGGAGCUUAAUGGAUACCAUCCACUUUAUCCUUAUGUCAGAGCUGGCAAGUUAAAUAUCACACCAAGAACCUUCUUGCUUCACUAAGUUGACGAGAACCCCUGGAAUUUUCUAUUCCUAUUUCAAAAUGCUGUUCCGCGUGAUCGUCUCCCCACAGAACAUUCAAAAAGUUAGACUUGAUCCUGUUCCAGAUUCUGUUGAUGGCCUUAAGCUUGAACUCAAAAGCAAGCUCCAGCUGACAGAUUCUUUUGACCUUCAAUAUGAAGAUGAAGACUUCCAUGAUUUCUGUAACCUUACCUGCGUAGCUGAUCUGCCCAAAGACAAGGUGACACUGAAGGUCAUUUUCACCUGUCCAGAUACACUGUCAGACUCUAGUUUAGACACUGCAAUUUUAGGUGAAUCGUCAUCUACAUCAACUUCUUCACCCAGCAUCCAUUCAGAGUUAUCUGUCGCCCGUUCGCAUCCAUGGCCAACCACUUUUCCCAUCCCUGUUUUUACUUAUGAUGUGGAGCUGAGGCUAAGACAAGGUAAUGAGGCAUUUCGAAAGGAUGGAACACUUCUGUCAAUUCCCAGAGACAUGAAGAUUGAAAUUCUUGAGAAACUUGCAGAAAAUAUAUACUCAUACAAAGCCUAUCCUGGGAAUGAAGAGAUUGAGAGUGUAGCGGCUGCAUUAAUUGAAAAACACCCCUGUCUCAAAGAGCCAAGCUCCACAUCUGGGUGGUAUGGGUGGAAAAUUAGUUUGAAGUUUAAAAUGGGCAACUACAGGCAAAAGCUGAGAGAUGCUGGUUGUCAGGAACUGAAAGUGAAUUCUGAAAGGAGAGGUCUUGGGGAGACCAGAGGAAAGAGAAACAAAGUCAAGAAACCAAGACGAUGUGAAACUAAUUUUCUACCAGAUCUACCUCAGGGCAAAGACCGGGAAAGUCUAGAAAAGGAAAGAGAGCAAAUGGCUGUGGAGAUGACGAAGAGGACUCCAGACAUCACAUUUGUUGAUGCUGCUAUGAGCAGCACGUAUUCUUUGAGAAGACAAGAAGUCGUUGAUGAGGAGCCACCAGUGUCACAAAUGAAAAUCCGAUGGCCAGCAAUUUUCACGGAAAGACAGAUCAGCAAAGAAUUCACCAGGCUUGUGUCAAAGGACCUGAGCAAGUCCUUUUUGGAAGGCUUAGAUGGCCAUCUCUCGAAGCUGAUACAGUUAUUUCGGUCAAAGCGUUAUGAGGACGUUCCAGAAAUGACUUCCAUACUGGAGAGCCUUGAUAAGAAUACAACAAACCAAAGGAUGAGGACUGCAGCAUUGCUUGGCCUGCCGUGGUACAUGCGAGAGACUCCUUCUAAAUUCAUGGAGAUAUGCGAGCCCAGUGACCGUGAAGAGGAUGUGAUCAAGGGCGUGGUGAUCGGAAUCCUAGUGGUUGUGGAAAAUGUGAUGGAGCCUCUCCCAGAAUUCUACAAUGACGUUGCCCUGGUGAUUGAGGAAGAAGUGGUGAUGCGUCACCUGAGUGACAUACCUAAUGCUUUUCUGAACCUGAUGGGCCUGGUGUACGCAUUAAACCUUGACUACCCAAAGGAAUUAAAAUUCACUUUUGAAGUGAUACAGCGCCUGUUCAUUGGAGUUGGAUCAGAGUCUUGCACCGCAAGAGUUCACUCUUUGAAGAGCAAGUUGCUGAGAUAA
Paramisgurnus dabryanus is the source of this 2502-nucleotide messenger RNA. RefSeq lists its product as uncharacterized. Lineage: Eukaryota; Metazoa; Chordata; Actinopteri; Cypriniformes; Cobitidae. The record is from RefSeq and is a predicted model, not a curated record.